AUGGCCACCGCUGAGAGCCAAUACCUUGACCGCCUCAUCUCGCGAGAGAUCGAGAAAUUCCGGAAGAGCGCUCCCAUGACAGCCAACAAGAGCACCACAGAGGUUGCGCAGCACGGCUGUCCUCCCCUGCCUGCCACAGGGCAUGAUCCGCCUCCAGCCCAGGCAACCGACAUCGAGAGUGCAACUCGCGGCGAAGAAAACAAACGACGACUCGCAGCGUUCAAGCCCAAGGAUAUCAACGCCCUCAUCGACGCAGACGAGGCUGCCAACGGCUUCCGAGGCACAUCCGUCCGCCUGUUCCACCUCCGCAACAACACCACCCAUGAGAGGUUUAAAUACUUGGCACGCCGCAUGCGCAUCUACCGGCUCGCGCACAAGAUAGGCGUCGCCCCCGGAGGUGCUCGCUGGGUCCGCGGCGGCCAGCCGUACAUGCAGCCAGCUGUUCCUCUCUCUGUCACACGUGCGGACGGCACGGUCGAGUACAACCAAUUCAUGUUCGACGAUGGCGACGGCCGCGUGGUUCUGCGGAUGCCGGGCGGAUGGAAGCGUAGCCUUGUGCGGGACCGGGCUGAGUUCCUCGGCGUUGCGGUGGUGGAUGGGUUUUUGUGGCCGCUAUUCCAUAGCCUGCGCAGAAAUAUCAGGAUUGAUUGGGAGGACCAGGGCUUCGUCGAGUUCAAUGAGGUCAGGUACACCACCCCGUUCAAGGCACGUGAGCCGCGAAAUAUUCCCCCAAUGAAUGCGGGAAAGCAGGAUGGCCCGCUCAUCACCUUGGCGAAGUAA
This is a messenger RNA of Diaporthe amygdali, 780 nucleotides long. RefSeq lists its product as uncharacterized. Lineage: Eukaryota; Fungi; Ascomycota; Sordariomycetes; Diaporthales; Diaporthaceae. The transcript is spliced from 2 exons. The record is from RefSeq and is a predicted model, not a curated record. Bases 1 to 780 code for a protein of 259 amino acids.